This is a messenger RNA of Menidia menidia (Atlantic silverside), 5626 nucleotides long. Lineage: Eukaryota; Metazoa; Chordata; Actinopteri; Atheriniformes; Atherinopsidae. The record is from the annotation of a GenBank genome assembly.
UUUGAACUAGUGUUUCAAGAAAGAUCCGAACACCAUUCUAGCUGCUGGGAAAUGAGUUCACGGAGGACAACAACACGGUCCUCUUUUGGGAACGGAAGGUCCAGCAAUGGGGAUGAUGUCAGUGGGAGUAGCCGGUCCGGUGGCUGCAGCUACAUCUCUAACGUUAGGCCAGGGACCAGGAGCACGCUCUGCAGUGUGAUAGCACACUUAACAGAGGAAAAGCAGCCCUCUUUUGUGACAACCCUGAAGUCAAAGGCUGUGUCAGAAAACUGCAAUGUGAAGUUUUCCUGCGUGGUUACAGGAUAUCCUGCCCCUCAAGUUACGUGGUAUAAGGAUGAUGUCCAGCUGGAUAGAUACUGUGGAUUACCGAAAUAUGAAAUAUUGCGCAAUGGACAAAGUCAUUCUCUGCACAUUUACAAAUGCACUGUGGAUGAUGCAGCUAUUUACCAGGCCUCUGCCAUCAACAGCAAAGGGAUCGUGUCUUGCUCUGGUAUUCUUGAAGUAGGGGAGAUGAAUGAGUUCAAAAUUCAUCAGCGCUACUUUUCCAAGCUAAAACAGAAAGCUGAAAACAGACGAAUGGAAGCAGAGGGUAAAGAAAACCAGGAGCCGCUGAGAACCAUCAGUCCAGACCGCACACAGAGGAAACGCCGCUCCCCAAUGGAUGCCUUUCUCAGCUUGCCAAGCUCCUUGGAGGAUGAGGGAAGUGAGGAAAACCAUCAGCCUGUGACUCAUGAGGCUGAGGCCAGGUUACAGGAGUUUGCUGUGGAGGAAGUUGAGAGAAAGCCCUCGCAAAUCACCAACGGAGCACUGCCUGCUAUGACAAAUGGAAAGAUUAAAAAUGACGGUGUUCAUAAUGGUGGGACGUACAUAUACGAUCCUGAUCAUAAGACUUUUACCCCACAGCAUCCAAAGUCUCCCUUUCUUAAAAAGAAAUUUAAAAUUUCCACAAGUGCAAAAAUGGGAAAAACAGAAAUUGUGGGAGAUACGAUGUCAAAAGAUGAGAUUUCCUCCUCUGUACCUCUUUUCUGUACACAGACAGCACAGACCAAAGACAGUUCAGAUGAAGUUAUGGAUGUAGAAGACAAUAUUGGUUCAUCAGAUAGAAGUUUGAGAGAUAUGGGAGAACAAUGUAAGAAAAACCCAACAGAGGCAGCCGUGCCUUCUGAGAGAUCAUCAAAGGAUAAAGAUGUAUGUAAGACAAUUGAAUCUUCACAGAUACAACUUCUCUCUGCCUCGGAGUCUCCUGCUGCUCUUUUGCCUCCAAGUCAAACUAUUUCAGAAACUGAAAGAGGAAAAGUCGCAAAAUACGAGGAGGACGGUGAAAAAACAGUUGAUAAAGUAAAAUUGGAAACUCAGAGCAAAAUCCCUGGUGUUUCCUCAACACAAAAGCAGUCAAGUAUCAAAGGGACACUCCUUAGCAUUUUACAGGAGGACGUGUAUGCAACAGAACACGUUACACUCACGGAUGAUAAUGGAAAGUCAAAAGCAUCGGCUGAUGGAUGUUUCACAGGCAAUUCCCGUGAGUCAGUUGAUAUACCAUGUGACAGUGGGACAGUUUUGUCUCAAAGUCCAUGUGAACUGUCUGGAAAUCAGCUGUCUGACAGAGGAACAUGCCAAAAAAAGGAGUCUGCCUCUCUACCGGCUGUGCCAAGUGAGGUUACACAGGCCCAUACAAAGAUGACGAGGAAUGGUGCACCUGUCGACCUUAAGUUACCACCUGACCCGUGCACGACUGGCUUACAAACUCCACGAAAAACAGAUGACAUCCAGACCUCUUUGUGCAGUGGUCGUCAACCAUACACUGACGAAAAGGCAUCGGACUCAUGGGAAAAUUCUAGGGAAUUAAAUGAAUGCUUUCCAGGACUUGCAACAAACCAACAUAAGUCACCACAUGAAAGGACUGUUGGUGGUGUGGACACCCCAAGGUGUAAUGUUUCCCCCGCCGCCCUGCAAAGCCAAGUUAAUACAGCAAUAAAAACUGUUGGAGGCACAGAAAUAAAAUAUGUUGAACAGGUAAAGGGUAAAGGGCUAGGUACGUUAUUAGUGGAGACUGAUAUUAUAGCCCCAAGUGAGAUGAAAACAAAAGUAAAGACGGAAAUGACUGAUUUACACAGUAUGGAACAAAGUAAAACAGCAAAAGCCAAAGAUGCUAAUAAUCACGACUCUUGUGAAAUGGAGGAUUCUUAUAUUAAAGCCACAGAUAAUGAACCCGUAUCAAAAUUGGUUGAGGAAUCCAGCUCAGAGCAACAGAAUCUGGAGUUAGAUACAUUUGAGACUGCUGACUUAUUUCCAGCAAAAAAGCCAGAUGAUGUACACUCACAAGAUAAUGACAUAAACUUCAAAGAAAUUCCAAAACCUGUGACAAAAGUUAUAUCAAUUGCUGAACUUUUGAGGUCUCAAAUCAAGGCUCUCGAUUCUACAUUAGAAAAAUCAGUUUCUAGCAUACCGGCCCAUGAUAAUUUAAAACAAAAUACUUCCAUAACACGUAGAGAAAAUUAUCAGGAAUCUAAACAUGAUAACAGAGAAUUUAAAGGAGAAAAACAGACAUUAAAGCCAGACAAGGAAAGGGAGACAAGCACUGACCAAAUGCCUGUCACCAACAUUAAAGCAACACUUAUGGAGAUUUAUCACCAGCUAAAUAAAAGCCAAAAUGAGCCAAUUCUGACUCCAGAUUCAGCUUCAACACCAAUUCUGGAUUUGCACGAACCUCUUGUGGCACCCAACUCUCCCAAAGACACUGACACAGCUAUAGACACAACCAGAAUUGCCAAGAAAUACAAAGAAGUUGUUAUGGACAUUAGUGAGGAAACUGAAAUAUACACUGAGGUUCCCAUUCAAGCUUCCUCAGUUCUUGAGGGUAAAAAUGUACAACACAGUCAUCUUCCUUUGAUAUCAGAUAAAGAAUCGAGCAGUAAGCAGCUGUCUGUUUCACAUCUAACAGAAACUGUUAUACAGGAAUCUGGGUGUCCGCUUACAGGGACGCAUGUGAAAUCCAGUACUCAUGAUGCAAAUACAACAAAGUUGGAUGAAACUGAAGAUAUACAUAUUCCAAAUAACAAUGUGGGAUUGCUGCACAAGCUGAUUCCAGGAAUAGAACUCCACAGCAAUAUGACAACAACUUCUGAUCAGCACAAACCUGAGGAACACAAUACAAACAUAGCUUCUUUGCAGCAAUUAAAAAAGUUUCCCACUGAAGGGGAGUUUGACACUGACACACGAGGGACAAUUAUUAGUGUUCCCCCGCAAGAGAGCUCAAUAGUUAGGGAAAGUUCAGAAUCUGACUCCCUUACCAGUCUAACUCCAAAGCCUAGUCCACGACUGAAGAAAAGAGAUUGUGUUUCUCCAAUUCCUUCUGCUACCCCUCAAGAACUAGCUUCUGGGGCCCGUCGUAAAAUCCUUACACCCAAGGUCAAACCUGAGAAUGGUGAAGAGACCAAUUCACCGGCUGCAGGACAAAAUCAGAAAAAGGAUGUACUAACGCAAAGUGGCAAGCCCUACACAAGUUCUGCGAGCCUCUCUACAUCUCCAAGUCUGUCUCUACAGUCCCCUCCACUGCAGGCUGCUGGAGAACAAACCUCUCCAUUAGACAGGUGUUCUCCACUCCUUUCCAGAAGGAAUACUGUAUCUGAAACUCAAACAUCAGGCCGGCACCUCACUGAGGACACGCACACUGAGAAGAAACCUGCCGAGACGGACAAACAUAACCCAUUCAAAGCUCCUCAAGUUAUCCGUAAGAUCAGAGGAGAGACCUUUGCAGAUUCUUCUGGACACUUAAAACUGUGGUGCCAGUUCUUCAAUGUUCUCAGUGACUCUAUCAUCAAAUGGUACAAAAAUGAAGAAGAGAUCGCUCAGGUUAAAAGAAAUGCAGGGGAGGAGACUCAGGUCAAUCUUGCUAUUGUUCAGGCAUCGAGCACAGAUUCUGGUGUUUAUGGAUGCUCCAUAGCAAAUGUUUAUGGAGAAGGUUCCACAGAUUUUCUACUCAGUGCAGAAAUUUUGGCUGGCAUGUCUCUGCGGGAGGAUCUUGGUGUUGGGGAGGAAAUCGAAAUGACACCCUUGAUUUUCAACAAGGGAUUGGCUGAUUAUGGAACCUGGGGCAACAAAUUCUUUGGACGUAUAAUGAUGACAGAAUCUCAUAUUGGAAAAGGCUGCACCCACAAAGUCUGGAGAGCAAAGGUCAUUUACGGUCUUGAACCUGUGUUUGAGUCCGGUAACACUUGUAUAAUCAAAGUACGAAGCCCUAUCACCUAUGAAGGCAAAGAGGAGAGCAGUCUCGUAGACAGGAACCUGGACAUAACGAAGCAGGAGUGUAAAUAUCAGAACUUGGCUCGGGAGUACUGCAAAAUCUUUUCUGCUGAGGCAAGAGUCAUAGAAAGUUUUGGACCCUCUCUUGAGGUGAUUCCAGUCUACUUGAUGUACAGACCAGCAAAUGCCAUACCCUAUGCCACUGUGGAGACUGAUCUGGCUGGAGUGUAUAGGAAAUACUCCACCCUGGAUGAAACAGGCAGAUUACAUAUGAAAACUGGCUCUGAAGUGGAGCUGAAAUGCUGUGCCUUGCAGCACUGGAUCUUUCAGUGGACUAAUGGAAAUCUGCUUUUCAGUCGGCUGGAGGGUGUUGAAACCAAGAUCACCCAUGUUGGAAUUUCAGUCAAAUCAACAAGGCAUCACGGUUUAUCUGUUGAAGGCGAUCCCAAAGUUUUCGAGCAGUUCAUCUCCCAGCACAACUGCAACUACUUCUGUGGCCUACUUGGUUUGAAAUCUCUGAAGGGCGUGGACUCUUUAAUGACACCAACAAAACCAAAGGGCUCCAAGAGUCCUUUUCUUCUGAGAAAGAUGGGUACUGGCUCCUCCAGCCCACAGGCCGGCAGGAAAGCAGCUGGAAGCCCCAGGCUGCCCAGAAAGGCUGAGCAAGUUGGUAGCAAGACGCCCACCCAGCAGAGAGCAACGGAUGAUCCAGCACUGGUUAGGAAUAAAUAGAACUGCAUAGAAUACAUCUCUUAAUAACACUUGAAAGUUCAUUUUUACCUUCAUGAGGAGAAUAGAAAUCAAUUAAUUUUAUGGCUUAACUAUUUAAUUUCAAUGGUCACCAUUCCUUGCUUUUGUGCCAUUUGCUGUUGUGUUGCUCUGCUGUAUGCUGCAUUCAUGUUGAAACUUAUGACUUAGCUACAUUGAUAUGAAACAUAGUCCUUUGGAUUUUUUUCAUAACAGCUAAGCACCAUGGAUCAAAGAAUAUGAUCCGUCUCAGGCCAGUGCAUAUUUUUAAUAUGAAUGUGAGACAUUUUUAACUAAAGUGGCAUAACAAGUUAUCUGCUCUAUGGACAGUUUUCAGGUUUAUUCUUUUAGAUUAGCUCUUGUUAACUUAAUAUGAACAAUAGUUUUGCUAUAUAUAAAAAGACUAUGAUCAUACAGCACAUUAUCAAGGUUAGGAGUAAUCUGCCAUUCAUAUGUUUUAAGAAUGUAUCAAACCAAAUGUAGAGGUACACAACACUGUACAGGGAAAACGGUGCUGUGCUUUAAUGUUACCUGAUAUGUUUACUUGCUGUACUACUUUGCACUUUGCAUUUUUAAUUGUAUAUUUCAAUGCAACUGAUUGUACAAUAAAAGAUACAACAGCAUCUUUUAUGCUCUC